This is a messenger RNA of Nycticebus coucang (slow loris), 1389 nucleotides long. RefSeq lists its product as uncharacterized. The transcript is spliced from 3 exons. The record is from RefSeq and is a predicted model, not a curated record. Lineage: Eukaryota; Metazoa; Chordata; Mammalia; Primates; Lorisidae. The coding region runs from base 592 to 1389 and encodes 265 amino acids.
GUCUCGUUGUUGUCUUUGGCGGAGGGUAAGGAGAAGUUUGAUGCAAAAGACUAUGGCAACUAGAAGUAUAAUACUUAAAGCCGUGGUGCCGGCCCAAUUGCAGGCAUGGGAGAGCAAACUAGUUACUUUUCCUAGAAUAUCGAGAGCGGUAAUUACUUGUAUUCGAGUGCUAUUGAUACUAACAAUAUGAUUCAACAUUUGGCGGGUGAGGUUUUCAAAUUCCGCAUCCCAGCUCCCCAGAAGGUAACGGGAUAGUUGCAAGGAAGCAUUAGGCAGGGUACCAUUAGGUUCAAAAAUUGUGGGGGUAACACACAAGGAACUAAACAACCAAAGGAGAGGCAUCUCUCCACAUCAUCCACCCGCUGCUGCAAAAUGUCCACUCCCUAAUCGACCAACAACAGUCCAGUGCGAAGGCGUCCGGCUGCGGCGGCCUGGGGCCUCCGCAACUGAGGCGGACAAUUGGUUGACAGCAGUAGCGGUGGGGACCGCGGUGGCAAGGGCUGCAGUCGCGGUGGCGGCGGCUGUGAGGGCUGUGGCGAUGGCCGUGACAAGGGCCGCGGUGACUCCGAAGUCGCGCUUCGAUGUGGCUCCAUGGGCACGGCUUCAUCGUGUGAGGGGUUCACUGGACGGGUGAGUCUUUCCGGGACCCACACCGGGGAGCUCUGGUCCUGUGGAGAAACACAAACUGCACCUCGGUUCCAGAUGAGAACCGGGUCUGGGCCACGCCAUUGGCCGGUAAGGACAUCCUUCCAGCGCACUUGCACUGGGGAGCUGGUUUGGCGACCAAGGCAGUGGCGGUCUGCUGCUGUUUGCCCUUUGGCAUCCAAAGUUAAAAAAUUAAAAAUGAAGAAGAUUGUGUUGAACGAGGACAGGCAACGAACUGCUGUUCUCACUCAGACUCAAGACAGAUACAACAAAAGGGGUCACGAACACCAGACAGUACACACACUUAACAAAAGACUAACACCCACCACUAUGGUCGUGGCCAAUGACCCGUGUACACAAUCCCCCGCUCUGAUCGUGGGCCCUCGCUUUUGUCGCGAGCUGGAUCCCUUUUCCUCCCCCGCUCUGAUCGCGGGCCCUCGCUUUUGUCGCGAGCCGGAUCCCUUCUCCUCCCUUGCAAGCUCUGGGGCUACCGCAGAAGUCUCCCCCACCACUUAUCUACCUGGUGGGGCUACCCGGACAAACCCGGCAUGGGGGCGGCUUACCUGUCAGCUGAAAGCAGUCUCGAGAGGGGAUCCUGAAGUUCCUGGGUUUCGGCACCAGUUGUCGAAACUAACAAGUAAUGAUGAGCAGUGUCAGGACUCAAGUGCUGUGAUCCGUGAUGGUGAUUGGAGGGGAAUCUGCAUUCCCAUUUCCUGCCUCAAAGCUUAUAAAGAGUUAACAUAA